Molecule: messenger RNA, 3642 nt
Organism: Aspergillus clavatus NRRL 1
Lineage: Eukaryota; Fungi; Ascomycota; Eurotiomycetes; Eurotiales; Aspergillaceae
Product: Ankyrin repeat protein
Exons: 3
Coding region: 1-3642 (1213 amino acids)
Biological process (GO): protein phosphorylation
Cellular component (GO): nucleus; cytoplasm
Molecular function (GO): protein binding; ATP binding; protein kinase activity
Source: RefSeq, a predicted model, not a curated record
AUGCCGGACCUCGAAUCCUACGACGCCAUCCUGCAAUCCCUUUCCGACGAGGAUAACUACUACUACAACAUCACAAACAGCAACACCAACACCAACAGCGACAGCACCUUCUUGGAAUAUGAGCAACUUGACCUCAACAGCCUCAAUCUGUCCACCUCCUCUUACUCCCUCAUCGACCCCCUCGAUGCCGCCAUCACCGCAACCCGCAAUGGCGCCGCCCCGGAACUCAGCACCCUCUCCGACUUCACCACCAUCCUCUCCCAAACAGGCAUCCAUGGGCCCCGUCUCCUCAAAGCCGGAAACCUAGCUUUGCGGGGCACAAAGAUUGGCUCCGGCUCCCAAUUCACCGUCUUUCGUGACCCAAUGUUCGAGAAAGAGGUCGUCAAGCGCCUGAACGUGCCGCUGUCCGCGAAGCCCGAGCGCUUCGCCGCUAGCACGGAUUACAGGCAAAGGCUGCGCACGGUAGUCCUCGAGGUCCUCUCGCUGUGUAACCCGAUGAUGCGCGCGCAUCCAAACAUCGUCAGCCUGCUAGCGUGGGGGUAUGAUUUUCCGUAUGCGGACAUGCCCGUCCCCGUGCUGUUUGUGGAGGCGGCCUUGAUGCCGCUGUCGGAUUUCUUGAAGAAUGGCAUGGAGGGAGGGAAUGGGGCCAAGUACCAGUUGGCUCUGGAUGUUGCGAAUGGGCUUGAGGCGCUGCAUCAUCUGCGCAUUGUGCAUGGCGACGUCAAGCCGGAUAAUGUGUUGGUGUUCCCGGGGCCGAGCGACAAGGUGCCGUUUCGCGCGAAGCUGAGUGAUUUCGGGGUCUGUAUUGAUCUUGAGGCGGAGCCGAGUAGGUUCUCAUUGAGUGACUAUCUCGGCACACCGGCGUGGCUGGCGCCAGAGGUGGUGAAGAAGGACUUGGACAGAUUCUGCGCUUUCCAGGCCGAUCUGAUGUUCAAGUUUGAUGCGUAUAGUUUCGGGAUGGUGCUGCUGUCUGUCUUCGUGGCUGAGGGUGAGCCUCUGGUCCUUCACACAGCUGCUGGCACAUUUCCAGAGCAGGUCUCCAAGUUGCUGGAUGGCAAGAACCUACCCUCAGAUAUUCGGAUGGACCUGCGCAAAGCCAUCCAGCAGCUAUUAAGAGAAGACCCGCGUGAAAGACCGGAGAUCUCGCCAAAUCUUCUCAAGACAGACAGUCCAAAAUAUGCAUCCUGGCUCUCCUCUGUCCAAACCAACCACACGGAGACUCAUGUGGGCAUCAUCGAUCCCAUAUACAACAAAGGCCCUCUCUUCUGGUACCGCCUUGACGAUACUGUGCGCGCCGAGCUAGAAGAACAGUACGCCACCUCGAAGCAGGACGAUGGACCUAUGAUCCCCGGCGACGUCCUCUUUGGAAUGGCGCAGACCAUAACCGGCGCGAAACCCUCAUAUCUGGACCGGAUGCUCGCUUGGCUAACAGAUGCUGCGAGGAGCGGCUAUUCGCCGGCUCGAGCUGUCUAUGCGCCAAUUAUGCGCGCACAUGGUCAGAAGCCGGAGUUUGAGAAGAAGAUACUGGACGAAUGGAUGCUGCAGGCGGUGGCGGAGGGGUAUAUGUUUGCACAGCCGGUGGAUAUCAAACCGGAUGAUCUGAACAGAGCAAAGGAUAAGUUUCGUUCAAAUGGAGGCUUCUGUUCGGACCCGUUUUUAGGUAAGAGAGCUGUGCUCGAAGCGGCGAAAGAUCCAGACAAGGCUUUUGAGUGGCAGAAGGAGAAUGGGCGCAUUGUGGACAGAAAAGGCAAUACCAUCCUCCAUGCUGCCGCGUCUCUAGGAAAAUUGGAGACUGUCCAGACGCUGCUUGAGACGGAAAUACCAGUUGACGUGGAGAACGAGAAUGGAGAGACACCGUUGUACAAGGCCUUUCAGGCUGGACAUCCCGAGGUCAUCAACUAUCUCCUUGACCACGGCGCCAGUGCUCUUUGCGGGUCUCGACAGGAAAAAGCCACUCCCCUCCAUUGGCUGUUCAUGAUUCCAGAUGAAUCUGCCUUGCAGAUUGCGCAGCGUAUGGUGGAGGCAGGGGCAGACGUCAAUGCCACCUUACACCCUGUGGUGAAGCCAAAUAGCGGUGGUUACCCCGAAAAGAUCCAGAUCCUGCACUAUCCGUUUGAACUUCCACACGGUACGGCAUUGCACUGGGCAUGUCUCUUCCGCAACAUACCCGCGAUGGAUGCCCUGCUUUCUCUAGGGGCGAAUAUCAACGCGACCUAUCACGGCCUGGAUGCAUCAACCACUCCCCUUGCGCUGACAGCGUAUUUUGGUGAGCCGUCGAUUGCUCGAUAUCUGAUCUCCAAAGGCGCCGAUGGUACCGGGAUUGAUUCGAUGAAACGGAAUACGCUACACAAUAUAACCAAGUACUUCCCGGACCGACAUGGCUAUCUGCCGCAUCAUUGGCACUAUUGGAUUCGACACGGUAGUUGGGAAGAUCACCUAACCCAGCUGACCGAAUUGGUUCACGUUUUGAUCGGAGCCGGCGCUAAUCUGAAUACCAAAGACAAGAGUUACCCGCCCUUGACCCCCAUUGCUGCUGCUGCGGAUCCGGGGGUCUGGGAUGGGGGGAUGAUUUGUGCGUUGCUAGACGCAGGUGCCGAUCUCAAGGAGUCCAUAUUGUCCGCGGGGGAUACAGGUACUUCUACGGAUCAGCUUAGCAUGGUGAAAAGAGCUAACCUGUCAGUUCUGCAUUCGUGGGUAUCGAUCAUCGGACCUCGCCUGGACUAUCCCUGCGCCUACCUAUCUACGCUCCAAAAAAUAUCCAACGCCAUGCCCACCAUCGACAUCCCCAACUCCUACGCACAAGAGAUGCCACUGCAUUUCCUAGCCACCAUCUACCACCCCGAGGACGAGUUCGAAGCCGCCUGCGAGAUCUUCCUCGCCCACAACCCCCCAGCAAACAUCAACUGCCGCACCCGCCGCGGCGCAACGCCCCUGUCCAUCGCCCUGCAAACCCAGCACGACCCCGGUCGUCGCGGCCUCUUCCUCCUCCGCAGAGGCGCCAGCCCCCUGCUGACGGACAGCCAGGGAAGAGACAUCUUCUUCUUCCUCGCCAACAACACCGCACUCCCCGACAGCACCACCCACGACCUCAUCCGCCAGUUCCUCCUCCAGAUCAACCCGAAAGAUGCCCCCCAAGCCUAUAACCAGCAUUACCUCCAAAAUCCCGGCAGCACCCAGACCCUCUUCGCCGCCGCAGAGCGCGGAAAGCCACGCACGCUCUCCUUUCUCCUAGACCUCGGCCUUGCCGCGCGCAUCAACGAGCCAAAUACCAACAAAUCCCCGCCACAGACGGCGCUUGACCACGCCCUCAAGGCAAAGGGAUAUAGUGAGCUGGCUCAUGCGCGUGCGCUAGAGCUGUAUAAGCCUGGUCCGGCGCGGGAGCACGCCAUCGUGGCGAAUCUAGUCUAUGACGAGGCGCAGGGCCCGCCGGCGCGUGCGGCGGAGGCGCAUAGGUGUUUUCCUGAAGUGGUUGAGAUUCUGCGCGGGGCGGGGGCGAAGCAGAUGGGCGAGCUGAAUAGUGGUUUAGUCGGUACGUGUGCCAUUUUUGAGGACUUUUGUGGAAUGAGGUUAACCAAUCGUUAUAGGUACGGGCUUACGCAUGGUUCGCAAUCAGAUUGGGAGUGUGUGGAGUUGGGUGGAUAG